AACGCUGCAUUCAAUUUUCCUUGUUGAAAGCUGUAGUAAUGCCUGAACCAAAAGCCGCACCUGCGCCUAAAAAGGGCUCUAAGAAAGCUGUUUCUAAGAGUCAAGCAAAGGGUGGAAAGAAACGCAGAAAGUCCAGGAAGGAAAGCUAUUCAAUUUACGUGUACAAGGUGAUGAAGCAAGUACAUCCCGAUACUGGUAUUUCUUCCAAGGCGAUGGGCAUCAUGAACUCGUUUGUGAACGAUAUCUUUGAGCGCAUCGCUGGUGAGGCUUCUCGCCUAGCGCAUUACAACAAGCGCUCGACUAUUUCGUCAAGAGAGAUCCAGACUGCUGUGAGACUGUUGCUACCGGGAGAGCUUGCUAAGCACGCUGUGUCUGAGGGGACUAAGGCAGUCACCAAGUACACCAGCUCCAAAUAGAGAGAAGUUCUUCCACAAAAAAAAAGGCUCUUUUCAGAGCCACC
Messenger RNA from Polypterus senegalus (gray bichir), 460 nucleotides. Its product is annotated as histone H2B 5-like. The transcript has a single exon. The coding region runs from base 39 to 416 and encodes 125 amino acids. NCBI's taxonomy places the organism in Eukaryota, Metazoa, Chordata, Cladistia, Polypteriformes, Polypteridae. The record is from RefSeq and is a predicted model, not a curated record. Gene Ontology annotation, molecular function: protein heterodimerization activity; DNA binding; structural constituent of chromatin. Gene Ontology annotation, cellular component: nucleosome.